AUGACUACCACCGAAACAAAUGUACCCCGCGACCCCACCGCCGACGAAGCCCUCGCACUCUUCAAAGCGAUUGAAGAAAAAUUUCCAGCCAAGACACUUGGGGAGGAUAAGUGGUAUAUUCUCGCUCUCGCAACCAUAGUCAGCGGCAGCCAACCCAACUUCGCCCCUUUACUCUACAAACACCUUAUUGCACGGCCGCAGUACCAAAGUGCAGAGGAGCGACGCAAGUUACUGCGGCGCAUGCGCGAGGUACUGUUUAAACUCGUGAUUAUCGUUGGUGUGUGUAAGCCGCUUGAAGCGGUGUUUGAUAUUGAUGCUGUGGUGGAGAGGGAGGAGGAUAGGGAUUUGACGAGUACACGGUAUGAUAUACUAUCCCCCUUUUCUUUAGAAGGAUGGCAAUGCGACGAAGCGAAUUUGCAGCGCGGCGAAGCGUGGUUGGGACGGUUGUACCAGAAUAACCUCCAGGGCAAGAUUAAUAAUGCUUUUGAUGCUAAUAAGGAUUUUGGUUGGCUUACAAAAAACAUCACCUACGGCCUUUUUCUGUCUGAUCACAGUGUGCUCAACGAUAUCGAGACGGAAAUCACAGUCCUGACGGGUAUCGUCAUGCAGAAUCUCACUCGUGAAUCGGCGUGGCACCUACGGGGUUUGCGGAGGAUUGGGGUGACGAAGGAGGAUGUCGAGGUUAUCCGGGAGUGUUGCGAGCUUACAGCGAGGUUUUGUGGGGUUAGUUUGCACAAGGUGCCUAGGGUGGAGGAUAUUGAGCACGAGGUGUAG
Messenger RNA from Bipolaris victoriae FI3, 774 nucleotides. RefSeq lists its product as hypothetical. The transcript has 5 exons. Bases 1 to 774 code for a protein of 257 amino acids. NCBI's taxonomy places the organism in Eukaryota, Fungi, Ascomycota, Dothideomycetes, Pleosporales, Pleosporaceae. The record is from RefSeq and is a predicted model, not a curated record.